Tarenaya hassleriana is the source of this 765-nucleotide messenger RNA. RefSeq lists its product as uncharacterized. The transcript has a single exon. NCBI's taxonomy places the organism in Eukaryota, Viridiplantae, Streptophyta, Magnoliopsida, Brassicales, Cleomaceae. The coding region runs from base 122 to 385 and encodes 87 amino acids. The record is from RefSeq and is a predicted model, not a curated record.
CCCACUUCAGAUCGACCAAGAAAAAAUCAAAGAAAAAUUCCUUUUUUUUUCUUGGGCACUCCCCAAGUUUCUUUUUUGAAUUUUCAACUUUCGCUAUUUCUUGAUUUUGAUCGAAGUUCUAAUGGGAAACUGUUUGACCGGAAAACGCAACGAAGCCUUUGUCGAAGAAGAGGUGAAGAAAGAUCACAGGAGAAAAGACCGGAAAGUGAAAAUAAUUCUGACAAAAGAUGAGUUGGAGAAACUCAUAAUGUUUCAAUUGGAGGACGGCGGCGGCGCGUUGAGUUCAAUCGCCGAUUUUCUAAGAGAUUUGGAGGCAGAGAGAUCGGCGACGGAGGUGGAAGCUCGCCGGAGGUGGAGGCCGUCGUUGGAAAGGAUCAUGGAAUGAAGAAGAGUCCUCGUAAUAUUUUUAAAAUUUUAAUUUUGAUAUAUUGCUAUUUUAAAUUUCAUUUUAUUGGGCUAUAAUUUUGCCUUUUUGCCUAUUUUUUAUUAUUUUUUCCCCGGGGUCUUCUUUUCACCUGAGAAGAGUCAUAUUUCAGGGCGAGAGAUCUCGGGGUUUUAAAUGGGCAAAAACCUAAUAACCCAAAAAAAAUAGUAAGUGAAAUUCGUGUUUAUUUGAAGUGUUUUAUUACGUUUUUCAAUUGAAAUUCUGUGUUUUGUCAUAAUAAUAAAUCAAUGAGCAAUGCUUUAAUUAGCUCAAAUGAUUGUUUUGAAUUUUCCCGUUCGGUGGGUCUAUGCGUGUGUCGAGUCUAUCGAAAUCAAUGGGCC